This is a messenger RNA of Neogale vison (American mink), 516 nucleotides long. RefSeq names its product Down syndrome cell adhesion molecule-like. Lineage: Eukaryota; Metazoa; Chordata; Mammalia; Carnivora; Mustelidae. The record is from RefSeq and is a predicted model, not a curated record. The transcript is spliced from 4 exons. Bases 1 to 516 code for a protein of 171 amino acids.
AUGUGGAUACUGGCUCUCUCCUUGUUCCAGAGCUUCGCUAAUGUUUUCAGUGAGGACCUUCACUCCAGCCUCUACUUUGUCAAUGCAUCUCUGCAAGAGGUAGUGUUUGCGAGCACCACGGGGACCCUGGUGCCCUGCCCCGCUGCAGGCGUCCCUCCUGUGUCUCUCAGAUGGUACCUAGCGACGGGCGAGGAGAUCUACGAUGUCCCCGGGAUCCGCCACGUCCACCCCAACGGCACUCUCCAAAUUUUUCCCUUCCCUCCUUCAAGCUUUAGUACCUUAAUCCAUGAUAAUACUUAUUAUUGCACAGCUGAAAAUCCUUCAGGGAAAAUUAGAAGUCAGGAUGUCCACAUCAAGGCUGUUUUACGGGAGCCCUAUACAGUCCGUGUGGAGGACCAGAAAACCAUGAGAGGCAAUGUUGCGGUCUUCAAGUGCAUUAUCCCCUCCUCGGUGGAGGCGUACGUCACCGUCGUCUCCUGGGAGAAAGACACCGUGUCACUCAUCUCAGCUUAUUGA